AUGUCGUGGCGUCAGAACGAGUGGAAGAACAACCUGCCAGGGGUCGCCCUGCAAAAGGUUGAAGAGUUGGAACGCCGCGUGCAGCAGUUGACGCGCGACACGCAGAACAAGACCUUCCAGAUUGACAACUUGAAUGCGGCGCAAGUCAAAAUCAAGAACCAGGCUGCUGAAUCAAAGCGUCGCGUACAAGAGCUGGAGCGCGAGGCAUGCUCCCUCGGCCAGACCAUUGACCAGCUUCAUCGCCAGAACAGCCGUCUUCAAGAUGAUGUCAAGGCGCGCACAAUGCAGAUUAAUCAGCUGGAAAACAAGAUUGCCCAGCACACAAAGGAAGCACAACGUGACAAAGCGACAAUCAAGGACCUGCACGCAGAAAACGCGCGCUUGCAAGACCAGGCUGCAGCCGCUUCAAAAGCACAAGAGCACAGCACCUACCAGCAGGUCUCAACGCUCAAGCAGCAGCUCCUUGAGGCAGAGAACAAGAUCAAGUCCACGGAAACACACUACAAGAAGCUGCUCGAGGAAGCUCACGAUGCCGCUCAGCGUGUGCAGGAUGAGCUGGAUGCAGCACGCGCCAACAUCGAGGAGCUGCAAACAGGCAUGAAGCAGCGUGAGACCAUUGUGGAAACCAUGCAACAACAGCUGUCCACGCAGCAGCAGACGUCAUCGCAGUCGCUGGAAGAAGCGGACGCACAUGCACACAAGCUGCUGGCCAAGGCAACAAAGGAGGCAGAGGCACGCAACCUCGAGAUUGAGAAGCAGCAAACGGCACAGCGCGACCAGCUGGAGGCAACCAUUGCUGACCUGCGUGCGCAGCUGAACGCCGCCAGGCAAGACUCCCAGUCGACUGAGAGCGAGCACACAAUGGCUGCGUCCUCGCUUGCACAGCAGUUGGCAGACAGCAAGAAGGAGCUGGAGCAGCUGCAGGCCAAAUACGCGCAGGCGCAAGUUGGUCUGGAAAACGCAGAGGCCAAGGCAGCUGCGCAUGACAAGGCCUUUAAGCAAGCGCAGAGCCGCGUCACAGAUCUUGAGAACGAGCUUUCAGGCAUGUUCAAUGAACAGACCAUGUCCAAGGACAAGAUCACCGAGCUGGAGGCUCAGGUCAAGUCCUUCAAACAGAACCUUGCGGCAAGAGACACGGCAUACAAGCACUUGCGGCAGACCAAGCUUAAGCUGGAGAGCACGCUCAAGGAACAGGCUGAAACGCAGGAGAAGACAAUGGCAGACAUGCAGCAGUUGCUGCAAUCAGCACAGCAAGAGCUCAAGCAAGAGCAGGAGGACCACACGGCAGCCAAACAGGUUAUUGACGCCCACAAGAAAGAGCUCGCUUCCCUGCGCACGCAACUUCAAGAACAACAACAAGCCGUCGUCGCAGCCGCCUCACAGGAGCGCGUCAAGGAGCUUGAGGAACAGCUGGAGCAUGCGCACGCUGUUACAAAGAAGCUGGAGGUGCAAACUCUGAAUGCCGCUGUCACCCACAAGUCCAUUAAGGAAGAGGUGGUAGGGUUGCGCAAGCAGGUGCCGCAGCUACAGCAAGAGCUGGACCAAGCUCAAGAAGCGCUGAAGACGAAGACAGAGGAGCACGCCACUGCGCUUGCAGAGCUGCAAAAGGCCAAAGACGAUUGCGAGUCCCUCAACACGGCGCUGGCAAGCGCCAGGUCCAAGGUGGAUGAGAUGACAAACGAGACAGCAGCAGCAUCGGCGGCUAGCAACACCGCCAUUGCACAGCUGGAGGAGCAAGUGCACGUGCUGCAGAAGGAAAAAGACGACUUGCAGGCGCAGUUUGACAACGCCCGCGCAACGCACGAUCAGCUGACCAAGGAGCGUGACGAUGCACAACAAGCGCUUCAAGAGGCGCAAGACGCAGCAACAACCGCCGCCAAGCAGGCAGCCGAGCUGCAAACCCGUGUGCAAGAGCUGGAGGCAGCAGCACCAGAUAUGGACGCCAUCAACCAGCAAAUGGAACAGCACCGCGCCACGCUUGCUGAGAGGGAGGCUGAGUGGACCACCGCACGCACGCAGAUUGAGGCGUCGCUGGCCAAGGCACAACAGGAGUGCAGUGCACAGCAACAGCGCGUGCAGCAGCUGGAGGCGCAACUGGACGAGGAGUGCCGCAAGCACGAGGCUGCGCAGACGCAGCUGCAUCACGCUGUGGCAGAGGCGGAGGCACAGCUCUCAGCUGCACAAGCCACCAACAGCAAGCAGGCACGCGAGCUUGACAACGCCAACGCCCUGGUGGAGAAGUACAAAGCCGAGCAGCACGCGCUCCGGCUGGCCUCGGACAACUUGGAGCGGUCCAUGCGCAAGCUGCGGCGUGACCUGGACAGCCACGCAGCGUCGGCCAAGGAUGAACUCGCACAGACAUCGUCCUCCCUGUCGGCGGCAUUCACCAAGCUGGAGCACCUGGCAGCAGAGAACAAGACGCUGCGAGAAAAGCUGCACAACGCAGAGGAGGCAACUGCCACCCGCACGCGUACGCGCACCCGCGCUGCAGCUCAGCUAAAGGACGAACUGGCGCAAGCGCAGGCAGAUAUGGAGUCCCUGCAGGAGCAGCUGCAGACGAAGAAGGACGAGUGUACCGAGUUAACCGCACGCCUGAAGGAGGCCGACGACUUGGCCGCCCAGCUGCGCACCGAACUCACCGCCAUCAAGAACAACGCAAGCUCAAACGACGCGGCGCAGCGGGACCUUGCAGCCAAGCUUGAGCAGGUGCAGGCGCAAGCAGCCGCGCAAACACAGCGAGCAACGCAGCUGGAAGAGAAGCGUGCUGAACUUGUCCGCGCUGUGGCAUCACUGGAAGGCAAGCUGGCCCAGGUGACCAGCGACAGCCGCGAGGAGGUGCACGCCCUCAAGAAGGAGCUGGAUCACAUCGCGCAGGAACGCGAGAGCCUUGUUCGCAGCCUGGAAUCUGCACAGGAGGAGCAGAGCACGGCUACCCACGACGCACUGGCCGCCAAGGAGCGCGUGAAGGAGCUUGAAGAGCUGUGCGCGUCCCUCAAGGAGCAGGUGCAUGCCGAACAAGCACGUGUGACAGAGGCAAAGGCGGAGGCCAACGCACAGGCUGCCCAGCAGCUGCAGGGCGAAAUGCAGGAGCUCAUGGCGAAGGUGGUGUCGCUGCAGGACGAGCGCACGGAGCUGCAGCAGGCGAAGGUGGCGCUGGAGGAGAAGCUUGCCGCCCUCACGCAGGAGAUGGCCGCACAGGAGAAGUCCACGAAGGAACUCAAGCGGAACCUGCGCACCACGCGCAUGAACCUGGAGGCGCAGCUGGAGUGUGCGCAAGAGGACGCGGAGUCCCUGUGCGAGGAGAGCGAGGCCAAGGACGAGCAGCUGUAUGCAGUGAAGAAGGAGCUCGAGAACACGCAGGUUGCCCUCAAGGCCGCGGAACAGACGCAGCAGCGGCUGGAGGAGGCUGAGCAGCAGCUUCGGGCUGAGUUGGCUGCGGGCGAGGAGAAGCAGGACGCACUGCGCGAUCAGAUCAACGCCCUCAAGGCAGAGAAUGACAAGCUGCAGUCGAACCUCGCGUUUGACGAUGCCGUCGUGCACUCCAAGGGCGAUGAAGUCAGCACCAUCAAAACGCGGCUGGAGGAGGCCCUGGCAGAGCUUGACGCCGUCAAGACCCAGCACAGCACAGAGCGUGAGGCGAUGCAGCGUGAUCAGGAGACAACAGCGCACGAACUGCAGCAGGCCCAGCAGGCAUGCGAAGAGCUCACGACGCAAGCCUCGCAGGAGAAGGCAGCGGCAGAGGCAGCGCAUGUGGAGUUGGAGAAAGCCAAGGCAAAAGCACAGGAAAAUGCGGGGCAAGCUGCUUCACUGGAGGCUGAGCUGGCGCAGCUGCGGGAGUCUUCCAAGCUUGAGCUCGAUCGGGCGCAGCAACAAUGCUCCGAGCUUGAGGACCGGGUCGCCUUCUUGCAGUCGCAGGACGCCCGCCGCACACAGCUGCUGGAGCAGGUGGAGCAACAGGAGAAGGAGCUGCAGGAGCUGAAGGCCGCGAAGAAUGAAGUUGACGCGCAGUGCGCAGAGUUGCAGCAAGCGCAGCAAGCCACGGCUGCUUCGCUGGAGACUGCAGAACAGCGUCAGCGCGAGCUGGAGGAGCAACUGGAAGCGGCGCGGUGUGAGCGGCAAGAAGCCAAGCGCGCACUCGACACAGCCCGUGAUAAGAUUGCGCGCCUGGAGAAGGAGGCCGAGGCAGCCACAUCCGAGGGCGAGCAGCAGCGGCAGCAGCACGAGGAAGCACGCAACGCCCAGCUGCAGCAGCUGCAGUGCUUCCUUGACAUGAAAGAGGAAGAGCUUGUGGUAUUGCGGGCUGAGGUCGACAGCCUGAAAACAGCAGUGCGGCAGGCAAACGACGACGUUUCCAAGCUCAAGGGCGAGUGCGCAGAAAAGGCGGCGGCACUUACGGCUGCAGAGGAACAGCGCCAGGAGAUGGUGUCGCAACACCAGCGCCUGCAGCAACAGCAGGCUGAGGAGCACCAGCUUGCGCUCGAAUCCAAGACGCAAGAGCUCGCGAACAUGGACGACAACAUGAACAAGCUGCAGGCCCAGCUCGAUGCAAAAGAGGAGGAAAAGUUGGCCGCUGAGGCGAAGAUUGAGCAGCUGAGCAAGGACAUUGACCAACUGCAGACAAGCAGCGCCGAGAGUGCCGGGGCCCUGAACUCGGCGCGGGAAGCACUGGCCACAGCGGAGGCCCAGCUGGCUCAGAACAGUAUGGAGCGCGAGGCGCUGGAAGAGGAGCUGCGCGUGCUCAAGGAGAGUGCAGAGCGCGAUACGCAAGAGACUGCUGCAGAGCUGGCGCAGGCGACAAGCGCAGCCAAGGAAGCGACAGCGGCACUUGCUACCGCACAGGAGGAGCUGACACAGCUUCGCGAGCAACUGCAGGCACAAGCUGACGAAGCCGAGGCAAAGCAGGCGAAGUUGGCCGCCGAGUCCAAGGUGGAAAUUGAGCGCCUAGAGAAGGAGGUGGCUGACAAGAGCCAAGCUGCUCAGGCCGCAGCUGAGGCACGGGACGAGGCCAGCGCCCAAGGCGAAGCGCUGCAGCAGAAGCUGGGUGACUUGCAGGAGCAGGUGUCUGCUCUGGAGGAGAGCCGCCAGCGCUUGGAGGCGGAGCUGGUGUCUGCAAAGGAAGAUGCAGACGAGUCCCAACGCGCGGCACGCGCAGAGCACCAGCAACAGCUUUAUGAGGUCAACGCCAAGCAUGCGCAGGAAGUGGACGAGGCUGAGGCAGCAGCACAGGCAGAGCUGAACGACGUGCGCUUGCAGCACGAGACUGCCAUCUCAGCGAUGAACGAGCAAGUCGAGGCACUGGCUUCUGAAGUUACAUCCCUGAAGGAGCAGGUUGGGGAGCGUGAGCGUAGUCUGGAGGAGGCCAAGCUCGACCUGGAGACCUUGCGCACAGAUCAAGAGAGCAGCGCGUCAGCUCAGCUCCAGGAGUUGCAGAGCGUUCGCGAGCAACUCGCCGAAGUAACAGCAACGGCCGAGCAGAAAAUGCGGGAGAUGGAGGAGGCGCACAGCGAACGCAUGCAAGCCGCCCUCACCGAAGCAACACAGCAGCGAGAGAAGGCGGAGCAGACGCAUGCUGAGGCUGUGACCGCGUUGGAAUCAUCUCUGUCGGACCUCAAGAGCGAGCUGGUAGCGAAGACGGCAAGUCUCGAUGCUGCAAAGUCGUCGCUCGAAGCGCUGCAGGCCGAGCUGGACCAAGCCAAUGAGAGCAACGCCCGCUUGACGGAGGAGAUGGCAAGCCACCAGCAAACGUCUGCAGCGGCUGGGGCACAGAUCGCAGGCCUUGAGCAGCAGGUGAGCGACAUGAAGGAGCAGCUGCACACCAGACAGGCCGAUCUUGAAGCUUCCCUUGACCAAGUGAGCGGGCUGAGGAAGGAUGUUGCCUCGCACCAGCAGGAGAUUGAGCACCUGCAACAGGCCGCAGCCUCCAAGCAGGAGGAAGUGGCACAACUGACGACGCAGCUGGAGACUGCGCAGCAGGAGCGUGAUGUUGUCAAGACCGAGGUUCAGGAGAAGCAAGAGCAGCUGGGCACGGCUUUCGCCAGCCUGCAACAGGCACAGCAGGAGCUGGAGACUGCGCAGCAGGAGCGUAAUGCUGCCAAGACCGAGGUUCAGGAGAAGCAAGAGCAGCUGGACACGGCCUGCGCCAGCCUGCAACAGGCACAACAGGAGCUGGAGACUGCACGCAUGUCCUUUGAGGAACAAAACGCCAGCAUGGCCAAGCAGCACCAAGCCGCCAUCACAUCCCUGCAGAAAGAAGUUGAGCAACUCACCAACUGUGUUAAUGAAUACAAGGCGAAUCUUGACGCGGCUGAAUCGAAGACAAGUGAGCUCUCGCAGGAUCUGUCUUCCGCCAACAACGCCAAGGUCACGACCUUGCAGGAGCUUGAACAAGCUCGAAUGGCGCUCAGCGACAAGGGCGCAGAGCUCGAAGCACUGACACACCAACUGCAAAACCUGCAGGCGGCCAAGGUGCGUUCUGAAGAGGAGGUGCAGGCAGCUCAGCAGGAGCUGGAGUCUGUCCGUGCAGAGAUGCAGACACUCCAGGACAAGUGCAAUGAGAGCGUGGAGCGUGCUGGUGAACUGCAGUCACAGCUUGAUGAUACGCAAGCCCAAGUGACUGAGCUCAAGACCAGCCUUGACACGGCGCGUGCAGAAUUGCGGGCUGCCAAGGCUGAAGCAAAAGCGGCGCAGGGCAAUCUUCAGGACGGGCAGCUGGACAUGGCCAAGCGCCAGGCUGUCCUUGAAAGCGACAUUGCUGCGCUCGAGCAGCAGCGGGAGGUUCUGCGCGACGAGAACGCUGCCGUGCGGGCGGAAGUGGAGGCAGAGCGGAGCCGGCACCAGCAGGCUGCGCAGGCCCUGGAGACUGCACAAGGGCGCGUGAGUGACCUGGAGCGGCAGGUGCAGGAGCAAGAAGAAUGCAUUGCAUCGCUGCGCAAGGACAUGGAGUCCGCGUGCAAGCGGGUGCGCCAGGAGAUUGGCGACGCCGCACAACAGCAGCAAACAGCGCAGGAGCAGCGACUGCAGGAGGCGCUGGCGGCCGCAGAGGACGCAAGAAAGCAUCUUGAGGAAGCCGAGGGCGACAAGGCCGCUGCCCUCGAGGCGAAAUCCGCCGCGGAGACGGCCAGGGCGGCGAUGGAGCGUGAACUGCAGCGCGCACAGAAACGCGUUAGCAAGUUGGAGGAGCAGCUGGAGCAAGCACGUGGACGGGCAGCCAAGGCGGCCGCUGAGGUAACUGCCUCAGAGCAGACCAAGGCCAGCACGCAGCAAGUGAGCGAACUGUCGAGCAAGGUGGAGGAGUUGAAGUCUGCGCUGAGUGAGCAGCGCUCGAGCCGCCACAAGGCGGAGGACGAAUGCGAGGCACUGGAGGGCAAGCUGAAGGAGGCGGUGCACGCACGCGAGAAGAUGGAAUCUGUGGUGAUUCAGCUGACGCGCGCCAACCGCCGCUUGGAGCUUGUGCUGGAGGAGAACGGGGUGCGCCUGCCAAGCAGCCAGCGCAUGCAGGACUCUGCGCUCCUGUCCACGUCCACAGUUGCUGCAAUGACGGCAGAUGCGCUGGCGGGUGGCGACGAUGCAAAGCCGAAGGACAGCAAAACCAGCACCACGCAUGCAGCUGGGGAAGACGGUGACAUCGUUCCUCACACCCCGCGUGCUGUACGCCCAAAGCUUGCGCAGCACACCAGCAAGCAGAACACUAGCCAAGCCGCAGAUGAAAGCCAGGACGGCAACACAAGUGCGAUGGGUGCCUCUGACGGCACUGGUGCUGCGCCAUCCUCGGCAUUCCGUCGCCUGCGCUCCACGGCAAGCAGCGGCGUUCCCCCAUCCGCAAUGAAGACGCGCUCAACCCUGCGGCGCGCGAGCAACGAGGAGGAAGACGGAGACAGCGCCAACACAUCCACGCGCUCCAAGCGAGCAAAGGUGACGUUUGCCGAUGACACGAAGAACAGGGAUGGCCCAGGUGCGCCAACAUCCACGGCCUCCAAGAAGGAACCUGCAAGUUCAACGACGCAGACGGGCCCGGCGACACGGCGCCGUGCUCCCACGCUCCGUAGCAUGACGCUGCGACCAUCAUCAUCAUCAUCCUCAUCAUCGUCAACAACAGCAACGACGACGACGACGACAGCAGCAGCAACAGCGACAGGGGCAGCCACUGUUGCUGGUGGCGCACGCAAACCGCUGAGCGCACGCAACGGCGAGAAUGUCGACUCACCGUCGAAGCUGCCACGAUCCACCCGCAGUGCACGCCGGGCCGCUGUUGCUGAGAAAGCGCGUGCUGGGACUGCGGCAACGGCUGCUGCUGCCCGCCGCAAACGAACGCUGCAGAACAACGGCGAAGAGGUGCCACCAGAGUGCAACAAUCAAUGA
Molecule: messenger RNA, 8358 nt
Organism: Salpingoeca rosetta
Lineage: Eukaryota; Choanoflagellata; Craspedida; Salpingoecidae
Exons: 9
Coding region: 1-8358 (2785 amino acids)
Source: RefSeq, a predicted model, not a curated record